AUGGCUCUGUCUCCCGUCGGUCGCAAGCAGUUUGCUGCUCAUCUAUCAUUCUUUGUGGUCAACCUCGUCGUACUCGCGCUCUCAGUAAAGGUCAAUGAUUUCCAGGAAUACUUCUUCAUGGCAGACCUCUUCCCCCUCGGUCUUUCCAUUACGACUCUAGUCAUCCUCGUAGCCCUGUUCAUCAUUGAUUUCGCCAUUGUGGAGAAUUACUCGGGCAGGCCCCAGUUCACGAUUCCUCUGUUUGCGAUAUUGAGCGUCUUUUGGUUGGCGUUCAACGCGUUCUCCACCUCCCGCUGGCGCUUCGUCCCCCUCGAGUGCGACACCAUCCCGGCCGAGUUCUCUGAAGACAAGGCGUGGUGCAAGAACCUCCAGGCGCUCAAGGCAUUCGUCUGGGUUGAAUGGGUUCUAUGUUUCUUGAUCACACUCUUCACGGUCCGCUUCACCUUCACGGAGAACGCCCGCGGGCGCAAGCAUAUCUUCAGAGGCCCGCUCUCGCGGUACAACCCCAAUGCGGGCGUCUUCGGCCACGGCGUGGGGUACAAUUUCGGCGGCGGUGCCGCGCGGGAUAGCGAGUUUCUCCAAUACGAAAAGUAA
Messenger RNA from Pleurotus ostreatus (oyster mushroom), 594 nucleotides. RefSeq lists its product as uncharacterized. Bases 1 to 594 code for a protein of 197 amino acids. The record is from RefSeq and is a predicted model, not a curated record. The transcript has 6 exons. NCBI's taxonomy places the organism in Eukaryota, Fungi, Basidiomycota, Agaricomycetes, Agaricales, Pleurotaceae.